CCAUGGUUGUUGUUGUGCUCAUGCUGGCUGCCCUGUGUGUCCUUCUGCGUCGUAAGCGGGGGUGAAGCCCGUGGUGGUAGCCUUGUCCGAAGUGACAACAUCAUGGAUGGCCGCGGAUGGGCGUCGGACACACCCGUGUCGGGAGGGCAAGGAAGCCGGUUUCCGAGGCACAUGGGGAACGAGAACCUCGGUUUCGAAGCCGAGCUCUCCAUGGGACUGUCUUCUAUGACGUCGGACUCUGAGAACUGGAUUCGUCCUCGCCAGCAGACAUCCAUGCACAGUCGCUUCCCGGGCACGUACACAUCCGGCAUGGACGGCUCGACUAGAGUUGUCACAGACCCAGCUCAACGUGCUCAUCCUUUAGCUUCGCCAGCGGUGGGUGGAGCUGCAUGUGCUCCCGUUCACACAACGCAGAUCCAGGGCGGUCCUCGUCCUCAAGCCUUCCAAGGCGCCUCCUUUAUGCCUCCCCCGGCUCCCGCGUGUAUGCUGCCGCCUUCGGUCGACCGCUUACGGACCGCCGCUGUGGAGAGGGCGUGGUCGAAUGUCCGCAAUGUUGGGGGUGGUGUCGUCGAAGAUGUGGGAGGGGUGCGGCAGGUCGUCAAUGCGCCCCCUUCACCUAUGGAUCAAGGUGAAAGGGACGACCGACGCAGGGGUGAGGAAGCACGUCCGGCGGUAGCGGAUGUUCAUGUAGGACAACAAGGCUCGUCAGGCGGGAAUGGCAACCGCGGUGGACGUGUGGCGGAGAGUGGCAGUGACGUGGACACAGGUGACGACAAUGCACGGGUGGAUGGAGGCGGUGCACCUGCGAAGAGGCGAACCAGGCCAUGGCCGCUCGAGGAACGCCUCGAUCUGGCGAGGUUCAUGAAGGAAGAUGAUGCAAUGAUGACAAUGGCGUCUGGUCGACUGAAGCACGCCAGACGGUCGGUGAGGAACGAGUGGGUGUCAAGGAAGAUGAGGGAGGCUGGGUGGAUACGGUCUGCGGAGGACUGCAGGAAGAAGUGGUCUGAACUCAUGGGCAAGAUGAAGGACAUCCUGCACAAGUGCAAAGCAUCAGGGAAGCAGUCGUAUUGGGACAUGAGCGUCGAAGACAAGAAGAAGGAGGGAAUCCCGACGACGUUUGAGCAGCCGCUGUGGGAGGAGAUGAAGGUGAUGAAAGCGGUGUUUCCUUCUGAUAAGGAAACACCGCUUGGCAAUGGCUCUUCAGAAGGCGGGGGCCGGAGCAGUGCGACCACCGAAGAAGACGACCGCUUGCGUAAGAAACGGCGUGGGGCGACGGGAAGAGAGCGUGUUGGUGACCGCCCGCCGGUGCUGACUGUGGAGAGGGCUCUGCUAGAUUCCAGCAUGGCGGUGAAUGAAGGGACGGAGAAGGCGGCUGGCACUCUGGCCCGGGCGAGCACAAAGGGUGCGCAGCUGCUGGCGACCCAGGUCAGCGCUGUUGCCAGUGCCAUAAAGGAAGGAAAUGCAGUGCUGCAAAUGUUGGUCGGCGUCAUGGCUGACCGGCGGCGAAACGGUAACGGCAAUCGGGAAGGAGAACAUGGGGACAGCAGCCCCUCCACCUGGUGAAACUCCAGUCGGUGACGACAACAGCGCAUGUUGGGCGACGA
This is a messenger RNA of Chara braunii, 1604 nucleotides long. The record is from the annotation of a GenBank genome assembly. Lineage: Eukaryota; Viridiplantae; Streptophyta; Charophyceae; Charales; Characeae.